UCGUGAAAAACUGUGUUAAUUUAUGUCCUACUCGCGACUUCUCUAACGGUACAUUCGUGCCGAAUUAUUCCGGCCACCAACCAACCGCUGACAGUCGCCUCAUAUCCUCUCAAUAUUGAAGGGCCGACAGGCUCAGAUGCAAAAAGCUAGAUUCAGAUUUAAUCCAAAAAUCUUUAAAAAAUAAAAAUAAAUAAAUAAAAGAACCCUAGAUAUUGUCACCCGUUUGCAGAUUUAAACUGGAAAAAAUCGAAUCCCCAAAACGCCCUAGAAAUUGAUGCUCAAAUGGAAAAAUUCAGGGGGCAUUUCGGUCACAAUAUGACAGUCCAUAAUUUUUAACGUCAUCUCUUGUCAAUCCGCGCUGCACAGCCAGAGAGAGAGAUCGAGAGAGGCAGAUAAGAAGCCGCAGGGACUGUCGAAUCGGAUCCGGGCCAUAUUCGGAGCUUCAAUCCAGAAAGAGCCAAAUCUUUCGGGUCUUCCUUUUUCUUUCUCUAUCGAUUUCUUGUCAAACAGCAGCAGAUAAACCGCCGAAAGCCGCUUUGAACAGGUGUUUAAUGAAAUAUGCUUCAUUGGAGGAUAACUAGAGCAAAUUGCUGAUAAGUUGUAUAGGUGUAAAUGUAUAGCCUUUUAUAUGCAAUUCAAGGUUCAACAUUCUCUCAGAGAGUGAUUGAACUAAGGGAACUUGAGAUACGGGGUAAAGAUGCCUGCUGCUGUGCUUUCUAAGCUAAACCCUGUUACAUAUACUGGUUUUUGAAGGGCAAUUACAGGAAAACGAGUUUGGUUGUGCAAUUUGCCUAGUUCACUGCUUAGACACCACAAAUUGUUAUUUUGGAAUUCAUGUUUGACUUAGUUUUUGCCUUAUUUGAGUAAUUUGAAAUCCGAUAAUAGGUUUAUUACAAACCAGCUUUAUAAUCGGACAAAAACUAUGGCUGUGUCUGGUUCCAAGGCUAUUUUUGGAGAUGUUUAUGUGGAGUUAGUAGGAAGUUGUGGGAGUAGCUUGGAUUUCUUGAAACCUACUGGGGUUUAUUUUGCUGGUCGAAGUCAUAGUAGUUGUCAAAAAGCUAGCAUGAUUUUGAGAAAGCGAGAAGAACCCAACAAUUGUUUUCUGUGUGGAUACUAUAUUUCUGGUGCAAUGCAGAGAAAUCGCAAAUAUUAUCCUUCUUUUGGUCCUAGGAUAAAAGGUAUUCACACCUCAUCUUUGCCAUGUUCUUCUGCUGGGGCAUCUCAUGAUGUGUCAUUUGAUGGCAGUUCUAAGGAUGAACAGACUGCAAGGUUACCUGAACCAGCUGUUCCAGGUGAGAAAACCUUGAUGCUAGUUUCAGGGUCAUGUUAUCUCCCGCAUCCUGCUAAGAAAGAAAAAGGGGGAGAGGAUGCUCACUUCAUUUGUGCCAAUGAACAAGCCAUAGGUGUAGCUGAUGGUGUUGGUGGCUGGGCAGAUGUUGGCAUUAAUGCUGGAGAAUUUGCUCGUGAACUUAUGUCUAAUUCAGUGACAGCAAUUCAAGAUGAACCCAAGGGUUCAAUUGACCCUGCCAGAGUAUUAGAGAAGGCCCAUUCAGGCACAAAAUCGCAAGGAUCCUCAACAGCCUGCAUCAUUGCCCUUAAAGAGGAGGGAAUACAUGCAGUAAAUCUGGGGGACAGCGGUUUCAUAGUAAUUAGGGAUGGUUGCACUGUCUUCCAUUCCCCAGUGCAGCAGCAUGGUUUCAAUUGUCCUUAUCAAUUGGUUAGUGGUUAUAAUGGUGACCUACCAAGCUCUGGUCAGGUUUUCAGAAUUCCUGUUCUGCCAGGUGAUGUCGUUGUCGCUGGAACAGAUGGCUUGUUUGAUAACUUGUACAAAAAUGAAGUUACUGCUGUUGUUGUUCAGGCAUUAAGAGCUGGCUUCAGUCCCAAAUUGACGGCUAAGCAGAUAGCAGCUUUGGCUUGUAAACGAGCAGUGAAUAAGAAGCGUCAGACACCAUUUGCCAAAGCUGCUCAACAUGCUGGGUUUAGCUAUAAUGGCGGCAAGCUUGACGACAUCACUGUUGUUGUGUCUUAUAUUACUAGCUCCUCCAAUAUGAAGAAAAAAAGAAACCCAUGAGCUCAUUCUUCUGAGAGCAGUAGGUGCUGAAAGGUGAAAAACAGGAUAUAGCAUAUGACAAGCCUAACAAUGGCUGGGAAGUCUGAAUAAACCAAGAAAUGCAGAGCUUGGUGAAGUUUUUCCAACUGUUGGACAGAGCUAGGAUCUGAGAAAUUCUGGGUCAAGUGGCCUAUCAGAGUUCGUUUUUUCAUCAACUCAAGUUGAGCAGAAAAAAAUAUUUUACCAAACACCUUUAAGGCUCUAAGCCAAGGUUGGUAACAUUGUGUCAGGUAAUGUUUCGAUUUUUUAAAAAACUAUGAUAUAUAUCUGUAUCUGUAUCAGUUAUUUCGGUAUAUUAUUUUGGAUUUUUUGAUUU
Durio zibethinus is the source of this 2426-nucleotide messenger RNA. The record is from RefSeq and is a predicted model, not a curated record. Lineage: Eukaryota; Viridiplantae; Streptophyta; Magnoliopsida; Malvales; Malvaceae.